This is a messenger RNA of Knipowitschia caucasica, 1131 nucleotides long. The record is from the annotation of a GenBank genome assembly. NCBI's taxonomy places the organism in Eukaryota, Metazoa, Chordata, Actinopteri, Gobiiformes, Gobiidae.
AUGACAGAAGCACCACAGCCACCUACAGACCCAAAACCAGAGGAUGUUCAUCAUUUUGACUAUAGACACGUGGGAGAUUCCAAGAAAGCCAGAGUUAAGGCCAGAGACGAGCAGCUGAGAGGCAACCCUGAAUGGCUAUAUGAGCACGACGAAAGAGAUGGAGUCAUUAGUUCUCUCAUCUUCUGCACACUUCACAGAGAAGAAUGGAUAGACGCGAUAUGCGAGUACUAUCCAGGAGCAGUCAGAGGGAAGACAAAGAAAGGAGACACCAAGAUUAAUCUAGGAAAAAAACGUGGCUCGAUCAUCGUUUUCGAAAGUGGAAAGUUUUUAAUUUUGGGAAGCUGCGACUUGGAAUAUUUCAAAGAGGGUUUUGAAGACAUGAAAAAAGAUGCAAUGAGUAGAGUGAACAACACAGAAACAGCAGAUGAUGAUUGUGACAUGGCAGAAGCACCACAAACCUCCACAAACUCAAAACCAGAGGUGGUUCACGAAUUUGACUUUACAAAUGUCAGAAAUGGCAAGAAACCCCGAACUAAGGCCAGAGGCGAGCAGCUGAGAGUCAACCCUGAUCGGCUUUACAAACAGGAUGCAAGACAUGGAGUCAUUGGUUCACUCAUCUUCUACACAGAACACAGAGAAGAAUGGAUAGCCUCGAUACGCGGGUACUAUCGAGGAACGGUCAGAGAGAAGACACAGAAAGGGGACACCAAUAUUAAACUAGGAAAAGGAAGAGGCUCGAUCAUCGCUUACAAAAAUGGAACAUUUUUCAUGUCUGGAAGACUUGGCAUGGCCUUGUUCAUACAGAAAUUUGGAGCCAUGAAAAGAGAUGUGAUGAUUAGAGUGAAGCAGAAUUUAAACAGACAAGCACCACAGUCCUCUACAGAGCCAAAACCAAUCACCGCAUUUAAACUCCUCAGCGAGAUGGAAGAAGAAGUUCUUCAAUUUGACUUUAAAGAAGUCCAAAAAAAACCAGAAGCCCGACUUAAGGCCAGAGACGACCAGCUGAGAGCCAAUACUGAUCGCCUUUACGAGAACAUCAGAAGACGUGGAGAGAUCUCCUCAGUCAUAUUCUACACAAAACACACAAAAGAAUGGGAAGAACCACAGAGUCUGACUGAGGCUCUGUGUUAG